This is a messenger RNA of Penicillium waksmanii, 915 nucleotides long. RefSeq lists its product as uncharacterized. Gene Ontology annotation, biological process: mitochondrial citrate transmembrane transport. The record is from RefSeq and is a predicted model, not a curated record. The coding region runs from base 1 to 915 and encodes 304 amino acids. The transcript has 4 exons. Lineage: Eukaryota; Fungi; Ascomycota; Eurotiomycetes; Eurotiales; Aspergillaceae.
AUGAUGGAAAGAACACAGAAGUUAAAUCAAGGCAGUCCACCAGCUGUCAGUACAAAACUUCUGGCAGGUGGCAUUGCGGGGGCCUCAGAGACGAUUAUAACUUAUCCCUUUGAGCUCCUCAAAACCAAACGCCAGCUUCCUGAAAAUGGUAUAUCCUCACGCCCAUCAUCCUUCUCCCUUCUCCGUUCAACCAUCAGCACACAGGGUUUACCUGGACUAUACGCCGGUUGUACCGCUCUGGCAAGCAGCAACGCCCUGAAAUCUUCUAUCCGGUUCUUUGCAUUUUCCAGCAGUAAAGAGUGGCUCAAUACGUUCGGGACCUUCAACGCAACUACAGCAACGCUGUUAUCUGGUAUCACGGCUGGGAUUGCGGAAUCGGUUCUUGUUGUCACGCCAGCGGAAGCACUGAAGACGAGAAUGAUCGAGGCAGGCAAAGCCAGGACAGGAACCGGGGACUCGGGAAUGGCCGGCACGAUACGACAAAUUCUGAAAAAUGAGGGCGCUGGUGCUUUCUGGAGAGGCACGGCACCAGUGGUGGGUAAACAGGCUAUGAAUUCUGCCGUGCGCUUUACGACCUUUGAGAUACUGGAGGGCGAAGUAGCGAGGCGAUGGCCUGAAUUUGCCGGGAGAGUCAGCACAACAUUAGCGAUAGGGGCUCUCAGCGGAAUCGCUACGGUGUAUGCCUCCAUGCCAUUCGAUAGUAUCAAAACGCGCCUUCAAAGUGCUAGAACUGAGUACAAUGGUAUGGUUGACUGCGCGGCCAAGAUUGCGGAGAGAGAGGGGAUUUGUGCCUUUUGGAGAGGUACAACACCACGUCUGAUGCGUUUAAUGCUUUCGAGUGGUAUAACAUUCACAGUGUACGCACAGGUCGUUCAAUUUGUGAGCUCCGAUUCACGGAACAUCAUGCGCGUGUGA